AUGUUCCGCCGAACGCAUCUUGAGCAGCACCGUAGUGGGAAGGCCCGUGCCUUUGUUUUCCGCGAUCCGACGCUAAAGAUGAUGCGGGCGGGCAGCGGCUAUCAGCAGCUGCGGCGCAUGGGCAUGCCGAUUCAGGUAGGGACAGGGUGGCGUAAGGUGGACCACUUUUACGCAAAUAAUCAGUACCAACACGCCUGGCCGCUCCUGUCGCAUGAUGAUCUAGGAAACAGCGAUCAGUCCAAUAACACAAAAAACAUCAUGUACUCAAUGUACAUGCCGAAGCGUAAUAAGGGCACAGCACCGUGGUUUCGUGGCGCCGACACGUAUAGUGUAAAGUACUGUGAACAGGGUCGUUACGAGUAUCAACGAUAUUUGAUGAUUAAUCGCUUUCCAAGCGAGUACAAGAAACAUUUUUUGAAUUUCCUCUCCAACAUCCGUUCCAGCUCGGGUCCAGCAAGCAUUCCUCAAGAGGCGCUUCAUUGGCUGCUUCGCAUGAUUGUGGACAAUUUUAAUCCCCAACACGUACAUUACAUUGCUGCGAUGAAGACGCUUCAAGAUAGUGGGGAAUUGGAUAUGGCAAGGGAUGUAUGGAAAAUUAUGGAACGACAACAAACAUGGCCGUGCACCUCCACUAUAUGCGCCUACCUUGACGUCUGUGUACAGGCUGGAGAAAAAACGUGGGCCAUGGAAGCGUGGAACCGAUACUGUACAGAGUUAAAAUUUCUGCAACCAGGAGAAGUGGAUCCGAAGCCCGUGUCACGUGUCCCGUUUUCACUUACACGUGAGGAAUUGUUGUAUCUACCAAAGUGGAAGAAACAUUUUGAUCACGAUCCUAACCUUGAUGUGGUGGACCUCAACCGUUUUAAUCGAACACGAGAGGUAUACCUACGUAUGGCGCAAGUCAUGUUGGCAGGAGGGGAACGUGACGCCUUUCAGCAUUUUUACACAAAAUUAGAGAAGGCCAUGUUGUCCACGCCUACACCAGUGCCCGAGCCACCGAAUCCACACCUUGUUCGACGACCACGGUGGUCACCCUACGAACACUCUAAGUCCAUUCACCAUUCCCCAUGGCGUGUGGAGAAUAAUGGGCGUGCCAUGGCGCUUGGUCCCACGGUUACAACCGAAGACGAAAUGCAGAGUCGUUUCUUUUCCAAUGAUCAAUUUUUGGUGCAUAUGGUAAAGGAAGUGCUUCGUGUUGUGCUGCAGGAGCAUCGACGCCGUCACGUUGAAGUGUGUGUACGUGGUGAGAGUGAAUCCUUCUUUGAAAAGGUGGAAGAUGCUGGGGACGACGCUUCAGUUUUGUGA
Messenger RNA from Trypanosoma rangeli, 1305 nucleotides. RefSeq lists its product as uncharacterized. The record is from RefSeq and is a predicted model, not a curated record. NCBI's taxonomy places the organism in Eukaryota, Euglenozoa, Kinetoplastea, Trypanosomatida, Trypanosomatidae. The transcript has a single exon. Gene Ontology annotation, molecular function: protein binding. Bases 1 to 1305 code for a protein of 434 amino acids.